This is a messenger RNA of Brachypodium distachyon (stiff brome), 2089 nucleotides long. RefSeq names its product peptidyl-prolyl cis-trans isomerase CYP57. The record is from RefSeq and is a predicted model, not a curated record. Gene Ontology annotation, molecular function: peptidyl-prolyl cis-trans isomerase activity. The transcript has 11 exons. NCBI's taxonomy places the organism in Eukaryota, Viridiplantae, Streptophyta, Magnoliopsida, Poales, Poaceae. The coding region runs from base 122 to 1615 and encodes 497 amino acids. Gene Ontology annotation, cellular component: catalytic step 2 spliceosome. Gene Ontology annotation, biological process: protein peptidyl-prolyl isomerization; protein folding.
UUCGACCCAACCACGACCAGACGAACCGGACCAACCGAACCACAAACGUCGAGAGAGGCCGACCUGCCGGAGCGCGAGCGUCUCGGCGGCGGGCGGCGGCGGCGAAAAGGAGGCCGGCAAGAUGUCGUCGGUGUACGUGCUGGAACCGCCGACGAAGGGGAAGGUGGUGGUGCAGACGACUGCCGGCCCGAUCGACAUCGAGCUGUGGGCCAAGGAGGCUCCCAAGGCCACGCGCAACUUCGUUCAGCUCUGCCUCGAGGGCUACUACGACGGGACUCUCUUCCACCGCGUCAUCAAGUCCUUCCUCAUCCAAGGCGGCGACCCCACCGGCUCCGGCACCGGAGGUGAGAGCAUCUAUGGGGCCCCAUUUGCUGACGAGUUCCAUUCACGUUUGAGGUUUAAUCACAGGGGUUUACUGGCGUGCGCCAAUGCUGGCUCUCCUCAUUCAAACGGAAGCCAGUUCUUUAUUACCCUUGACCGCUGUGACUGGCUUGAUAAGAAGAAUACUAUUUUCGGGAAGGUCACUGGUGAUUCUAUUUUCAACCUUCUGGCCUUGGCUGAUAUUGAGACUGAUAAGGAUGAUCGACCUGUGCACCCACAGAAAAUUCUUUCAGUCGAGGUACUCUGGAACCCAUUCGAUGAUAUUGUUCCGAGGCAACUCAAGAAAAUACAGCCUGCUGCCAAGGCUGAUGCUGAGGGAAAACCAAAGAAGAAAGCUGUUAAGCAACUUAAUGUGCUCUCAUUUGGAGAUGAAGUAGAAGAGGAGGAGAAUGAGGCAGGUUCUUUUGUGAAGGACAAAAUAAAGAGUAUCCAUGAUGUGCUGGAUGAUCCCCGUUUUCUUAAAGUGGAACCACAGGUUGAACAACUGUCCAAGGAGCAAGAGGAAAAAAAAAAUGAAACUGUUCUAUCUAUCAGGGAGGCUUUAAUCUCGAAGAAAGUGGACUCGAGAGAGGUAGAGCAUGAUUCAGAAAAUGAUCUUUCUCCUGAUGACGAGAACGAGGAGGAUUUUGACAACAGGAUGCGUUCACGGAUUUUGAAAAAACGUAGAGAGCUUGGAGAUAUCCGGCAUAGUGAAACUUCCAAGACAGAUAAAUCACGUCGGAAGGAUAAGGAGUUACCAGCUCGCAGGAGUGAUGACGACGACGGCGAUGAUGAUCAGGACAAUGAGCUAUCAAAGUCGAGGAAACUAUCCUUGAAGAAAAAAGGUAUUGGCUCUGAAGCCAGUACUGAAAGGAGGUCCAGGGGAGAUGCUAAUUUGCAGCUGCUAAAUCCAGCUGAGCAAGAGAAACAUUUGAAGAAACAGAGAAAGCGCAGCCUCCAAGGCCGUGAAGAGGAGACUUUAGCAAAGCUACAGAAGUUCAAGGCAUCCUUUCUUAAGAAUACACCUGCUGACAUGGAAUCAAAGUCUGAAGACGGUGAGGACUACAAAGGGUGGCAUACCAACCGUCUGGCUUUCGAACCUGAAUCUUCGAAGGACGGAAUGACUAGGAGAGAUGAUCCAAAUGAUUAUGUAGUGGUCGAUCCUCUUCUGGAGAAAGGAAAAGAAAAGUUCAACAAGAUGCAAGCAAAGCUAAAGCGGAGAGAUCGCGAAUGGGCAGGCAGAUCUCUCACAUGACCACUAGGCUGCCUGAGCCCUGAGAAGCGCAGUGUGCAAAUAAUUGAACCGGUAUUACCACACCAUGCUGCUGCUGCAAUUUGUGUGCUGGAUUUGAAUGGAGGCUACUGAUGGUAGAUCGACCACAUUUGGACUAUUCGUAUCAAGGUCAAUGAAACUGUAAAUAGGAACUGUAGAACAUUUUUGUUUGUCUUAUCAUGUAUACUUGUCCUCAGAAAGCAACUUUGCUGUGCCUGUAACAUUUGAGAACCGUCUUGUCAUGGAGGAGAUACAGUAAACCGUCUCUGAAUUCCCACAAGCAUUGCAAUGUAACAUGCGUGUAGGCCUAGUAGCUAGUAGGACGGGGAAAUCAAGUUAAACAAAGUUGCAUUAUUAUUGUCCAGCUUUUUUAGGUAAACAUAAUUGUUGCCCACUUUUUUGUUUAGCAGAUUUUAUUGUCCAGGUUUUUUUUAGGGGAACAUUAUAAUUUGCCCA